AUGGAGAUCAGACGAGUGGCCGUCUGUCGAGACUGUCUGUCUGCCCUACGACAGCCUCAUCUGACUUCUCGCGUACCCUCCGUCGCGCAGCAGUGGCACGGAAAGACAUUUGCGACUGCACCAACUCCCUACCGAGCCAGACCCGUGCCCGUAUCACCAAAACAGGCUACACAGCUCCGCCAGUUGUCCACUGAAUCACGACGACCUCCACCGCCGCGGACGGAGAAGAGCCCUGCGAAUCUUCAAGCCAUCCACUCCCGAGUGCAAGAGCUGUCGAGCUCAGUCCUCAAGCCCACCGACGGCCCAAUCCCACCAGAGCAAAGAGUGCUGUACGUGUUGGAACAGCUAGAAUCUUUGGCACAGAGAGUGCUCGAUGAUGUUCACUCUGAAGAGCAGCAGAACAAGAGACCGGCUCAGGGCAAGCAGCAGCAAACAGCCACAUCUGCAUUGUUGGGAAGCGUCAACGCAAGACAGUAUCCCGCCUUCAUCUCGCAGGCAAGCGUCCUGAACAUCAUCAGUGAAAAGGCGGAAGAGAUCGUUCGCCACCAGAACGUCUUCCUCACGGCUGGCAUUCUCAAGGCUUACGUGCAACUACAAAGUUUGUUGAACCGACCAAGUAGCUUCCCAGACAUCUUCGACCUCUACGCCAAGAAGCCAGCUCCCAGACAGAAGGGCGAUGGUGUUGAAUAUGCGCCCGCUAACCCAACCAAGAUCAGCGCCGCAAUCGAUUCGAAGACUGCCAAUGCUGCCCUCGAGGCGGCUAUUGAGUCACAUAGUCUUCCAUUGGCCAUUGAUGUCAUCACCACCUCUUUCUCCGCGCCUGCCUUCAAGCGAGCCAAGAUUCUGCGACAGGCUGCCAUUCCCAUUUCUGGUCUUGCUGUGGCCCCAGCAGCCGCCUAUGCCCUCUCUACCACGUUCUCCGACUACCAGCAGUCAAUGGAUGCUGGAACAGCAACAGGCGUAGCAUUCGCAGGAAUCAUGACGUAUGUUGGAGCAGUAUCCAUGGUGGGAUAUGUGGCUGUCACCACCGCAAACGACCAGAUGGACAGAGUCACUUGGGCCACUGGUGUGCCGCUGUGGGAGCGCUGGAUUCGUGAGGAGGAGAGAGCAGCGAUUGACAAAGUCGCCGGCGCUUGGGGCUUCAAAGACGCGGCGAAGAGAGGCGACGAAGAAGGCGCAGAUUGGGACAGCCUGAGAGAAUGGAUUGGUGUGCGAGGAAUGGUGCUUGACCGUGUGAGCUUGAUGGAGGGCAUGGAGUAA
Molecule: messenger RNA, 1260 nt
Organism: Zasmidium cellare ATCC 36951
Lineage: Eukaryota; Fungi; Ascomycota; Dothideomycetes; Mycosphaerellales; Mycosphaerellaceae
Exons: 1
Coding region: 1-1260 (419 amino acids)
Source: RefSeq, a predicted model, not a curated record